This is a messenger RNA of Achroia grisella, 1524 nucleotides long. It is a transcript of the gene UGT48C1, whose product is annotated as UDP-glucosyltransferase 2-like. The record is from RefSeq and is a predicted model, not a curated record. The transcript is spliced from 8 exons. Gene Ontology annotation, molecular function: UDP-glycosyltransferase activity. NCBI's taxonomy places the organism in Eukaryota, Metazoa, Arthropoda, Insecta, Lepidoptera, Pyralidae. The annotation marks the transcript as partial.
UCUGUGUGUUUGGGAGCUAAAAUAUUAGUAAUAUUCCCGGUCAAUGCCAGGAGUCACACUAGUCUCGGAGACUCUAUCGUUCACACGCUGUUGGAAGCUGGUCAUGAGGUAACAUACGUGUCGACGUAUGCAUUGAACGUGACAGAUUCUCGGCUUCAAUUCGUUGACAUCAGUUCCGCCCGCGAGGACGAUUUAUAUAAAUCGCAUCUGAGUCCAGUAAAACUGAAGGAGAUUCCCCUACCUCUGCACUAUGCGUUAAAUAUUGGAUCCUCGUAUGCGCAGCAAGCAUUGCAGCAUCCAGCCCUGCAACAACUGCUGCAAGAUCCUUAUGAGCAUUUCGAUCUCGUUUUGGCUGAGUGGUUCUACAGUGGUCUGUUAGCUCCAUUAGCAGCGGUGUUUGACUGCCCUCUAGCGUGGUAUUACUCGGGUGAUAUCUUCUGGCAAGUGCUGCAGAUGGUCCACGAGCCCAGCAGCCCGGCUUACACCGCUGACUUGAGGUCCUUCAACAUACCUGUAGUACCUUUUACUCCGCGGGAGAGAGCGCACCAAUGGUGGCUGCAACUAUACUUAGCAGCUUGUAUUUAUUACUUUACACAUUAUGUGGAGAAGCCGGUGUAUGAUGAAGUGUAUGGAACAGCGAUGAACUUGCGCGGGCGCAUGCUACCAGAAUAUGAGUCGCUGGUAUACAACGGUUCAUUGCUACUGAUCAAUUCACACCCACCACUGGGACAGUCGAUGUCUCUACCACAAAACGUGAAAUAUGUGGGAGGACACCACAUUGAUGUUCCUAUGAAACCAUUACCCAAGGAUUUCGAACGAGUUCUGGACAAGGCAAGAAAUGGAGUCAUCUUCUUCAGUAUGGGCAGUAUUGUUAGAAGUACAGACUUCCCAGAGUCUGUAAAAGAACAGCUGGUGGAUGUGUUUCGAGGGUUGGACCAGACAGUAAUAUGGAAAUUCGAGGAAAGAAUGGACGAUAUACCACGAAACCUGCAUAUGCUGGAGUGGGCACCGCAGCUAAGCAUAUUAUGUCAUCCAAACACUGCGGUUAUGAUAACCCACGGCGGACUGCUGUCUUUGAUAGAGGCUGCUUACUGUGGAGUGCCAAUAAUUGCGAUCCCACUGUUCGGAGACCAGUUUUUCAACGUGGACCUAACGGUGGCGAGGGGCGGUGGUCUUCGGGUAGACUUCACUGAUGAUUUGCCUCUAAAGAUUUCUGAAGCGAUUCACGAGAUAACUACAAAUCUGAGCUACAGCCGCAACGCGAAAUUGGCAUCUACUAUAUUCAAGCGACGCACAACACCCGUCCAGACUGAUCUGCUCCACUGGCUGCUGUUAGUAAUGGACACUAGAGGAGCUCCUCAUUUACGCUCCCCCGUACAGCAUCUUCCCUUCACAGAGAAGUACUGCCUGGACCUAUGCGUCAUCGUAUUAUUAGUCCUUUGGUUCCUAUCCAAAGUGGUGAAACUGAUCAAGAUUCAUUUACGAAGUAUAGACUUUGAGGAUACGAGUAAAAAAGAUCAAUAA